AUGGCUUCGAACAUGACGCUGCCCGGUGGCUCCCUGCGGAGUAACCAGGGCCCAGGUCCCAGCUUCGCAGGCUCCGGGCACCUGCGGAGCUUGUCAGGACUGCCGUCGGAUGGCGAGGAGAGUCCGGAAGCCAUGGCUCACUGGCAGACGAUGGUGGACAGCGGCUGGAUCACGGACCAGGUGCAGGCGAGUGAGGCUGUGAGCCAUUUCAGACUGCCACGGGAGUUCCGCGAUGGCCGGCCCUUGCGGUACAAUUUGCUGGCCUCGGACGAGGAGAAAGUCUUGGGCAAACUGGAAAAGCUUGGAGGCAAGGCGCCCGCCCAGGAGAAGAAGGAGACCUUCAGCCUGUCAGAGGAGGGGAUGCUGAGGCUCGCCACUCGCAGCGUGGGGAUUCUGAUUGAGCUCCAGUACGAAGACGGCCGGCGAAUUGCGCGGUGCUCCUUGAGCAGGAUGGACCCCCGCUCCGCCAAGCCGAACACGUACAGCUGCUGGGAGAACGAAGGAAGCGACGUGCCAAUCUGCGGGGUGGAGCUGACCAUCUUCGAAGGGGCCCAGGAGCUCGAGAAGACGACGCUCCCGGAAAAGGCAGCGGCUUCAAGCUCCAGCUCUCCCAGAGGCCCGCCGGCAGACUUCCCGCCCGGGGCAGGACAGUCCCAGUCCCAGCCCAGGAGGGAGCCCACCUCGCAGGACAUCUCCUUCGACCCACCACCGCUGGCCCGGAGCGGCGUUCCCCCGCCGCCCCCACUGCCCACACCGGGAAUGCCGGCACUUGGUCGAGAAGUGGCCGUGAAGGUGUCUCGGCUCUUGGACGUGCCCAGCCGCCCGCAGAAGAACUACGUGGUGAGGGUUCUGGACUCUCUCGGCCAACUCGCAGCCACUCCGGAGGUGCCCUCAGAGGCCAGCGCCGCAGCCAGCACCGUCCACCUGGGGCCUGAGGGGGACCUGGCGCUGCGCACGGAGUCGCCGCUGCUGACUCUGCGGGUGGAGUUUUCCGAUGGCCUGCUGAUUGGGUCUUGCCAGAUUUAUCGUCCGGACCCGCGAUCUGAGAAGAUGUCUCAGUACCUCUUGACCGACGCUGCUGGUGGCUCCGCAGACUGCGGCGUGGAGCUGCAAGUUCUGGAGGCAGUGAAGGCCAGUCGCCACAUGGGCGGCAACCUGCCUGCCGGAAGCCGUGUGGUGGAGCACCCGGCCGCCGCUUCUGCAACCGUGACUGCAAGGUCAGAUACUUUUGGAUGGGCAUGGAUGGGCUGUUCCAGCUCCAACGGCCUUGCGCCGGCCAAGCCUGUGAAGCCUGUGACUGGCCUGCGCAAGCACGCCGGAGUUCAUGACCUUCGGCGCUGCCAUCACGGCGGCGUCCAGCUGCAGAACCAUACAAAGGACGACCUGCAGGUUCGCUUUGCCGAGCCAAACCUCCUGGGCGGCUCCUUGCAGGUGCUAGAGUUGCCGGCAGGGGAGAGCCUCACUUUCGAUCCGGGCGAGUCUUGGAACUUUGACUUCCACCUUUCCGUGAACGAGAAGCUGCGUGCUCACGUCGUGCGCGGCGGAUCCUACAUCGUGAAGAGAAGCGACGGCGCCACUGCCGCAGACACUGCCUCCUUGAGUCUGGAAACGCUGUCCUUGCCGACCCGGGAGACGAGUGACAAACUUGCCAACCUCAAGGGUCUCAGCUUUUCAUUCUCUGCGUCGGGGUGGCUGGUGAUCUAUCAGCUUGGUGUGGCCGAGUGCCUGCAGAAUCACGGCAUCGCCAAGAACCCCUAUGCGCGCGUAUCCGGAGCCUCCGGCGGUGCUCUGGCCGCCUGCAUCAUGAUGUACGGCGCCGACCCCCGGAAGCCCUUGGAGGUACUCCUGCAGUCUGCGCAGAUCCUCCACGCUCGGCCCGAGAAAGCCUUCUUGCUCCGGAAGUUCGUGCUCAAGGCGAUGCAGGAGAUCCUGCAAGAUGGUUCCUUUCAACAUCCAGUCUUUGAGUCCCGUCGUCUGGAGAUUGGGGUGUCCUCUACCCAGAACAAGGGCCCCGGCCGCUUCAUCAACAUGAUGUUGAACGGCCGGGAGCAUCGGCUCAAGAAUUUCAGCAGCACGGCCGACGUGGCUGUGGCCUUGCUGGCAUCCUCCACCUGCGGGAUCUCUGGGCUCCCAUUCACAUUCCACGACGAGGAUGGCGAGGAACGGCAGGUCGCCGACGGCGCCUUCAAAAACUUCCUGCCCACUUUGGAUGAGAAUUCGAUUACGGUGAAGCCCUUCUGCGCAGGAGUGGACGUAUUGAAACUGACGGGGCAACGAGCGGAUAUAGGGCCCUCCGAGUUUGUGCCCGGCUCCUUCGGGGUCUUCCCGCCGCCUCGAACGCUUUUGCAGCACCUUUACGAGCUCGGCUACCGGGACACGGAGACCUGGCUUCAGCUUCACUUGGAGGAACGCCUGAAAGACGUGGCCAAGACGGAGUCCGCUUCGGAGGCCGCGGAGGCAGACCUGCCGCCCGUGGCCUUCAGCUGUGAGAAUGACGGCAUGCUUUGGCACAAGGAGGUCCUGCAACGAGUCCCCGUGAAGUGGGCGGACAUGCUGAACUCCCGCAACUUCCUCGCGGACAAGACUCCCCAAAUUCGGCGCCAAGGCAUGUUGGAGCUGAGCGAUCUCAGCUUUGUGGGGCCGGACGGGCAGACGGCCGAGGCGGCUCCUUGGGAAGUCACCGGCGUGGCUCGGUGGAUGGUGUUGACGGAGCUGGACAUGCGAUGGCAGGAAAGCGAGAAGGAGCAUGCGGAUCCGAGUCACGACGAGGACCAGCAGAGGGUGGAGUGGAUGAUCCAGGAGUUACAAGUUCCUUCCGCUUCGGCUGGCUCCAAGCAAGGGUCACAGGAGGCGUUUCUACGCAGGCUCACGUGCGGCCGGGUCCACCUCUCCUGGAUAUCGGACGCAUACAUCGACGAGUAUUGCCGAAGAUGCUCCGUGGACACGCCAGAGAGGCAUUUCGUGGUGAGCACCGUGAACUACUCCCUGACUCUCAGGGCCGCAUCUCAUGAGGAUGCGAUCGCCUGGACUACGGCGCUGCAGGACGCGAUCGCAGAAACUCGGGACUACGACCCUGAGGCCAAGAGCAAGAGCAAGGGCAGCACCAUCGAUAAAGAGUAG
Symbiodinium sp. CCMP2456 is the source of this 3120-nucleotide messenger RNA. The record is from the annotation of a GenBank genome assembly. Lineage: Eukaryota; Dinophyceae; Suessiales; Symbiodiniaceae.